AGAUAUGAGCUAAAAAUCGUAGUAGCGGCACAAAAACAAAAAUAAACUACAACAGCAACGACAACGACAACAACAACCAUGAGGAAGUGCGGAAUUAAAACAAAAAUUGUAAAAAGUAUUCUAAAUAGCAUGAAACAAGCGUAUGAAUGAAACAACAAAAGUCAGCCGUCCGUCGUCAGACGGCAGAGGCGGUAGACGUUGAAAAAGCAGAAGAACAAGCAAGAAGCAGUAGCGGUAUUUGACGAGUUAAGCGAACGCGAUGAUCGUAGUGUUGGUUGGUAGUCGCCGACGUAAUGUUGGGUGGGAUCGUUCAGAUCGUUGGGAACGACGGUAAAUUUUUCAAAAUAUAAAUAAAUAUACCACAGAAAUUGAAAAUACAAAAAUUACAAAAAAAUCGAGCGUGUGAAGUGAAAGAAAUAUUCUUAUCGGCGCGGUGCAGUGGCGUAUGUGUUUAGAACAAAUUGCAGAAUAAAGAAAAAAAGCGACUAAAACAAAACGGAUUAAGUGAACGCGUGAAUUUCUAACUGCGGCAGCAAGAGGGAGAUAUUGUGACACGAAAUCGCUGAACAAAAAGGAAAUAAUGGAUACCAAACCGCCUUCGACACCUCUUAGCAAUGGCAAUGGUAAUGGGAACGGUAAUGCCAACAGUAACCACACCCACAACAGCAGCAGCAACAGCAAUGGCAGCAGCUACCACCAUCAUCGCGCGCCGCGCACUCCCGAAAGCUACUUCAAUGUGCCGGAAUCGAUCGCGCUGCUGAAUAUCGUCAAAUCGGAGCGCAUACAAAGCGCCUUCCAAUCGAAUCGCAAGAAUCACGCCAGCGUUUGGGAAAUGGUCGCCGAAGUGCUGAAUCGCUUUAGUGCGCGCAAACGCUCCGCCAAACAGUGCUGCAAUCGUUAUGAGAAUUUGAAAAAGAUCUACACACAACUGAAGAAGAAUCCCGAACGCCAUGUGCGUCGCAAUUGGCCUUACAUGUUUCUUUUCAAAGAGAUCGAGGAGCAGCGCGGCGAGUGCUGGGGUUCGGCGAAUGGCAAACGCUUGGCUUUGAUAGCGAAGAGUCACAAAGAACUGUCCUACUAUCAGCGCCGGCGUCAGGCUGCUGAGCUGGGUGUGGCGUAUUUGGGUAAAGAAGCGGCUGCGGUCAUGCAACAUAGUCUCCUGCAAAGCCUCUCCACUGAUUCCAGCAGCAACAACAGCAAAAUGGAACGCUUUCUGCCCAACCACUUUGUGGAAGCGCAGCUGGGCGACGGUUUGGGCGGUGGUAUGGGUCUAUAUGACGAUGGUCCGCCUAUGCAUUUGCCCGGUGGCGCAAGCGCAGCAGCGGCUGCAGCAGCUGCGGCGGCGGCGGUAGCAAUGAAUGCGGUCAUGCAGAAGGAGCAGGAAAUUCGCGAAAGUGCGGCUAACGAGAGUGUUGUUAGCAUGGAGAACGGGAAUUGCAGCGCGGCACCACAUGCGCCCGAGUUAAAUGGCGCGCUGCCCUUGAAUGGUGGUGCGGAGAUACCCAAUGGCGUUGGGGGUGCAACAGGUGGUGGUGGUGUGGGUGUGGGCGGUGUGGGCGGUGUGAACAGCUUGCUGACGCCACAUACCACCAAUGGCAUUAAGGAUGUGCUGCGACCGCACUUCGAUAAGGAAUGCAAUGGCGGUGGGCCAAUGGCUUUGACCAAUGGCGAAAACAAUAUCUCCAUGAAGUCUGAGCCUAUGUCCGACGGGGAAUUCAACCCAGAUGAUAUACAAUUAAUGCAGACGAAUUACAAUGGUUCCCAAAACUACUAUCCUCACAGCAUCGACCACAACAUCCUGCACCCGGACGUCAUAGUCGACACCGAUAACAUUUCCGAUUGCAGCAGCGUUAUCGGCGGUGAUGGCAUUGGCGGGUCUGCGAAAAGCAAGCGCAAACUCUCUACAUCCACCGAUGGCGGUGACAGCACAAACUACGAACUGAUCGAGUACUUAAAACGGCGCGAGAAGCGCGACGAGGAACUGCUGCGGCGCAUGGACGCGCGCGAAGAGCGUCUGCUAGCCUUAUUUGAGCGCACAGUAGUGGCCAUUGAGACGCUGGCGGGCAGAAAGCCAGCGGAAAGCAAGUAGUGAGGCGCUUUGGCGACCUCAGCGAAAUUAUGUGCCUUAACAGCAACACCAAACAAAACCAGUCAUUUAGCGGAGUAAGCGAAAUAGAUUUAAGUAAGUCAAGCCAAAAGGAGCAAGCCCAAAGCGCUAGCGGAGCCAAAGAACAAAUGCGAUGAGAUUUUUAUUUUUCUAAUUUAUUUUUUUCUUAAUUAAAUAUUUUUUGUUGUAACUAAUUUAGUGUAAUACUCAGUAAGGGCAAGUUUUUACUAUUUAAAUAUUUCCAUGUAGACUUACACACACGUACACAUAUUUAUAUACAGAAUUUUGUGCUUAAUUAUUUUAUAAGUGUAGUCGUAAGUAUAGGCUGCUAUUUCAAUUUAUUUGAAAUGUUGCCAAAAAUUUACUUAACUAUUUUAAUAUCUUGGAUGAGCGGAAACUUUUAAAUACUCAUAUUAUUUUGCUACAAUUUGUAACUUAUGUGCCAUUGUAUUUUAUUAAAAUACGAAAUAAGUGUAUGCAUUGAUAAAAAUAAGAAAAUGUCACAUUGUAAUACGCAUUUAGCUGCAUAAAAUUUAAAUUCACAAUAAGAGUGAGAAGUGAAACUUCUUAAACUAUUGCGCGCAAAU
Molecule: messenger RNA, 2694 nt
Organism: Bactrocera neohumeralis
Lineage: Eukaryota; Metazoa; Arthropoda; Insecta; Diptera; Tephritidae
Gene: meso18E
Exons: 4
Coding region: 581-2089 (502 amino acids)
Source: RefSeq, a predicted model, not a curated record